Molecule: messenger RNA, 1807 nt
Organism: Zingiber officinale
Lineage: Eukaryota; Viridiplantae; Streptophyta; Magnoliopsida; Zingiberales; Zingiberaceae
Product: cytochrome P450 93A3-like
Exons: 1
Coding region: 73-1602 (509 amino acids)
Cellular component (GO): membrane
Molecular function (GO): heme binding; oxidoreductase activity, acting on paired donors, with incorporation or reduction of molecular oxygen, NAD(P)H as one donor, and incorporation of one atom of oxygen; iron ion binding
Source: RefSeq, a predicted model, not a curated record
GGCAGUGCUCAUAAUGAAGAUCGAUUGAUAAUCAGAACUGUCCUCUUUGGAAAGAAGUGUUGAGCUUCAUCCAUGGAAACGAUAGAUCCGAUGCGGUUCUCUGCUGUUCCCGUCGUCUUGCUCGUCCUCUCUUUCUUAUUCCUCAGAUCCCUUCGCCGGCGGCGAACUCUUCAUCUGCCUCCGAGCCCAAUGAGCCUGCCCAUAAUCGGCCACCUCCACCUCCUCGCGCCGAUCCCCCACCAAGCCCUUCACAAGCUCUCCCAGCGCCAGCGUCUAGGUGACAUUUUCAGCCUCCGCCUAGGAUCCGUCCCCUGUGCGGUGGUUUCCACUGCCUCCGCUGCCAGAGAGGUCCUGAGGACGCAGGAGUUUGCCUUCGCCAACCGUCCUAUGUCCAAAGCCGCGGACUGCCUCACCUACGGCGCCUCAGGUAUAGCCUUCGCGCCCUACGGACCGUCCUGGAAGUUUAUGAAAAAACUCUGCAUAUCAGAGCUCCUCGGAGGUCGGACGCUUGACCUGCUCCUCCACAUCCGACGCGACGAGUUGGUCGCUCUCGUGCGAACCUUGUACGACAGGUCCAAGGAAGGAACAACCACCGUCGACAUGGGCGGCGAGUUGGUAAGACUCACCAACAAUGUGAUCUGCCAGAUGACGAUGAGCCGUCGGUGCUCUGGGUUGGAGGGAGCGUCGGAGGGGGUCAGGAAGCUAGUGGCGGAGGUGGCUGAGCUGCUCGGCAAGUUCAAUCUGGCAGAUUAUAUUGGGAUCUGCAAGGAUUGGGACUUGCAGGGUUUAGAUAAGAAGAUGGAGGACGUCCACCGGAGGUUCGAUAGCAUGGUGGAGAGGAUCUUGACGGAGAAGGAGGCGUCCAGGAGAAAACAAGGAAGCGGAAUCGAGGAUUUGCUGGAUAUUUUAAUCGAUAUUUCAGAGGAUGCCAGUGCAGAAGUGAGGUUGAGUAGACAAGACAUCAAAGCCUUCGUGUUAGAUAUGUUCGUCGGCGGCACCGACACCUCAGCCAUCACCAUGGAAUGGGCGCUGGCAGAGCUCAUCAACCACCCGAACAUCCUGAACAAAGCACGAGACGAGAUCGAAGCGGUGGUCGGCAAGAAAAGGCUGGUGGCGGAGUCCGACUUACCCAAUCUUCCUUACCUGCAGGCCAUUGUCAAGGAGACUCUGAGGCUGCAUCCCACCGUCCCGAUGAUCAUACGACGAUCGAACAGGGACGGCAAGAUCAAAGGCUAUGACGUUCCGGCGAACACGACGGUCUUUGUCAACAUGUGGGCCAUCGGGAAGGACCCGAAGCAAUGGUCGGAGCCACUAGAGUUCCGGCCGGAGAGGUUCACGGAGGAGGGCGGGCAUACUGUGGAUGUCCGGGGGCAGCACUUUGAGCUAAUACCGUUCGGCAGUGGCCGGAGAAUUUGUCCAGGGAUGUCCCUGGCGCUGCAACUGGUACAUUCUGCGCUUGGGGCGAUGAUACAGUGCUUCGAUUGGGAGGUGGAGGGUGGAGGGACGGUGGACAUGGCGGAAGGUCUAGGCCUAACGCUUCCCAAGGCCAAACCGCUGAUCUGCACGCCGGUGCCGCGGUUGAACCCACCGCCGUUGGAUUAGGAAUGUGAAUGUGUUAAUGUUAUAAAGGGCCGUUGGAUUAGGAACGUGAAUGUGUUAAUGUUAGAAAGGGCCUGUAUGAUUGUUAUCCCGUGACGGUUCUAGUACGUAAUAGUGUGAGCAUGUUUAUCGUGUCCUAGUUGCCGCCCUCGCCAAUAAUGUGAUUCAACGUGCCUUUCCAAAUAAAGUAAUAUAGAUUUGUCACAAA